AUGUCUGUUGGGGUGUUGGCUGUUGAGGCAACGUCUUAGCAACGGCUGUAGAAGCCAACAAUUGUCGAUGUCGAUCUGUUAGAGCUAUUAUGGAAACUUCUACUGGGGUGGCCUCUACUGGUGUGACGUGUCUUAAGGGCGACACUCAUUGGGUGUGGCCUUUUGAGGGCGCCUACUGAGGACGCCAGCAAAGCAGCAUUGUGAUGUGUGCGUCCUUGAGGUCCUGUUACCCAGGUGUCUAGGGCCUUGGCUCAGUCUUGUUCAGGACACUGGAGGAGACGGUCGCAGAAAAGGAGGCCUGAAGACAGUCCGCUACCCCAGUCCCCAGCCCUUGGGGGCUGCUGGGUAGCCAUGGACUUGUACCUAAGCAACUGUUUAAAGGCUGCCGAAGCUGCUGCUGCCAAAGCGGCUUCCGGCAACCUACCAAAUGACAAAAGCACAUGUAAUAACAAAAAACAGAAACCUAUCAUUCCAAAGAUUGGAGCAGCUAAUCUGUUGGAUUUGCCCCUCGGGGCUAAACUGCCAGUUAUCCCAGGAAGUACUAAUAUAUUCUACACAACAAAUAUAAGUGAAAAGCUUUACCAGCCUUCUUUUGGUUUUAACCUUAGUGAUCCAUAUUGUAAACUCAUGGAAACCACCUACAAAAGUCUUCAUGAUCCACACCUAAAAUCAUACUUCAGACGAAAAGACAUUCUCAAGAAACUAAGAAAAGGAGGAUACAUCACCAACAAUAACAAAGUCGUAUGUACACUGAAAGAACUCAACAAAUACAGACAAUACCUUACCACCUUAAAAAUUGACUUUGAACGAAAUUAUGUAAGGGAACAAAAAAUAAUAGAAAAUCAGGUAAGACAACUGAACGAAGAGAGACAAGCUUGUGACAAUGCUGCCGCUGCCGAGUUUCAGCGGUGGUUGUUACAAGAAGGGAAAAAACCCAGCCCUCAUCAUGACCGCUUGAUUAAACUCAGACACUUAAAUAUGAUUAACAAAGAACUCGACAAAAUUGAAGACACUUUGGGAAGACGAAGUACAAUACAGAUGAAAGAAGUCGACAGACAACAUUGGGAUGAUGUUAGAAGAAGGCUGAAUUUACACCAAGAAGUUGAACAGGAAUGGCAAUCCAAGGAGAUGUCCCUUCUGACAAAGAUCGGAGAAGAAGUUGGGAGAGAAACAAAAGUUGAAGAACAUCGCAGGAAAAUCAGAGAAGAAAUUAACCGAAAGAAACAAGUAAUGCUACAGAAGAGAAUUGCCUACCAUUUACAAAAACUUCAAAAGAAAGAUAGCAAAGAUGAAAAGCAGGAGUCAAGUGUCUCUGAAAGCAAAAGACAAAGUGAAACAGCUUCAACAACUCAAAAGCAACCAAGUUUCUCAGAGCCGAAAAUGCCUCAAGAACAACCGGAACAAAAAUCAUCUAUAUCAAGUAUACAGACAAGCGUCUCUGAGAGACUGAUGCAAGAAUCGAGAGAAUCAAAAUCAGCCUCACAAAUGACACGGACCAGUUUUGAGGAGGACCGAUCUUCACUUUACGAAUUUCUGGAUACAAGAUUUUCUCCAGCAGACACAAGGAGAUCGAGUUUUGCUGAGGAGCACGCAUAUCAAGACGUUUUGGGACAAAAACAUUAUCACCACUCCAGUGGGAAGAAAACAAGUUUCGCCGAUGACACAUUGUUUCAUGAACAUAGUGAACAAAAAUAUGGUCCAUCAGCCACCAAAAGAACGAGUUUUGCUGAUAAGAAAUUUAUGGAAGACCUUCUAGAAGCAAAAUAUCUUUAUCAAAAUACUAAGAGAACAAGUUUUGCCGACCAGAAACUGAUGGAAGACAACUUAGAACCAAUAUUGACUUCACCAAAUGCAAGAACAAGCCUUUCAGACCAGGGAUUGUUUUAUGAACCUAUCAAACCAAAAUCAGCACCACCAAUAAUAAAGAAAACAAGUUUUGCUGAAGAAAAAUCAUUUCAACAACUUAUGGAAGCAAUAAGGCCUCCACAGUACAUAAAGAAAACAAGUUUCACUGACCAGAAACCAUCUCAAGAAUCUUUGGAAUCCAGACGAUCAAGUCAUCAUUCUCAAAAUAACACGAAGGUUUUUGUUAAGACAUCAACAACUUCACUACCUCAACAGAGGGAUAUGCAAGAAACAACAGAUAUUGAGUGUAAUAAAGGAACUGCAGGGGCAUCAUUUCAUUCACAUGACAGAGGCAUGAAAAGAAUCUCAAAUCCUGUUCUAUCUCACUCUCAACAAUCAACGGUACUUUCCAGACAAUCGUAUCCUAAUAUUCCAACACAAGAAGUAGACCCUUCUUUUCGACGAAACACAUAUAAACAUAGCAAGUGAUUUAUGAAGUUAAAAUCGUGAUUAAUGUAAAAAUUUCAUUCAUUAAAUGAAAAUUUAAAAAACCUC
This is a messenger RNA of Mastomys coucha (southern multimammate mouse), 2400 nucleotides long. RefSeq names its product fibrous sheath-interacting protein 2-like. NCBI's taxonomy places the organism in Eukaryota, Metazoa, Chordata, Mammalia, Rodentia, Muridae. The record is from RefSeq and is a predicted model, not a curated record. The transcript has 21 exons. The coding region runs from base 352 to 2334 and encodes 660 amino acids.